Ostrinia furnacalis (Asian corn borer) is the source of this 1965-nucleotide messenger RNA. Its product is annotated as GPN-loop GTPase 1. Gene Ontology annotation, molecular function: GTPase activity. The record is from RefSeq and is a predicted model, not a curated record. The transcript is spliced from 9 exons. NCBI's taxonomy places the organism in Eukaryota, Metazoa, Arthropoda, Insecta, Lepidoptera, Crambidae. Bases 141 to 1271 code for a protein of 376 amino acids.
GACAUUGACAGUUCGUUUGUUUUCAUUAUUUCAUUUGUUGUGAUUUGUGAAGGUUGGGGAAUUUAUUAAAUUAACAAGUGUUUCAAGUGUAACUAAGUAAAAUAACAUUUAAUUUGCUAGUUAGAGUGCUAAACCUUGAAAUGGCAACGGCUGCAGCAAAACCAGAACCGAUGGAAGAGGACGCAAGGAAACCCGUGUGCUUGAUCAUUUUAGGUAUGGCUGGUGCAGGUAAGACCUCCUUCACCAGACGUCUAGCGAGCCAGGUCGUUGAAAGCUCGCGACCAUAUUUGAUUAAUUUGGAUCCAGCCUGCAGAGAGGUGCCUUAUCCAGCAAAUAUUGAUAUAAGAGAUACUGUAGACUACAAACAAGUAAUGAAGCAAUACGGCCUGGGGCCGAAUGGAGGUAUCGUCACAGCUCUGAACUUGUUCUCUACAAAGUUUGGCCAGGUGGUGGAUUUGAUCGAAAAGGCUGGAAAGAAACACAAAUACUGUAUUAUUGAUACACCAGGCCAGAUAGAGGUAUUCACAUGGUCAGCGUCGGGUACCAUAGUGACUGAAGCUCUGGCAUCUACAUGUCCUACAGUGGUGGUGUAUGUAAUGGACACCGUACGCAGCGUAGCUCCGAGCACCUUCAUGUCUAACAUGCUGUAUGCCUGCUCAAUACUGUACAAGACUAGGCUGCCUUUCAUCAUUGUUAUGAAUAAGACAGAUGUAGUGGACAACGCAUACGCAGUAGAAUGGAUGCGCGACUUCGAAGCAUUCCAGGAGGCUUUGGACGCCGAAGGUGACGGCGAGGGCGGCGCAACAUACAUCGGCAAUCUUACCCGCUCUAUGGCGCUGGCGCUCGACACCUUCUACACAGAUUUGAAGUGUUGCGGAGUCAGCGCCCAUACCGGCAACGGUAUAACUGAAUUCUUCAAAUUAGUUGAUGAAGCUGCCGAAGAGUACGAAAAGGAGUAUAAAGCAGACUGGUUAAAAAUGCGCGCUGAAAAAUUGGAACAACAGAAAAAAGCAGAAGAGGAAUUGAAAGCAGGCAAAAUGGAGGAGUCCGACACAGUGAUCGGCAAGAAGAGUCUCAUCGAUGCGGUGCCGGCCGGCCGCGAAAUCAGCGACAUGUACCUGAAACAUCCCGGCAACGAUAGUUCCAGCGACGACGAGGGCAGCGAGGCGCCCGCACACGAAAUUGAUGACGACAAACCGGAGGAUGUCGCUGCAUUCCAAGAGUUUAUCAGAAAGCACGUGAAGCCAAACGAUUCGGGAAACAAGACGUGAUGAAACUAAUCUCUUCCAUCUGUAAAUAUAGUUAAGUUUCUAAUAAAAGACAAUCUAAAAGACAAGUUUUUUAUUUAAACAAUGUAAAGUACAUUAUUAUCGGUAUUCCACUAUGAGGGACUGGGUAUAAUUUUUUUUACAUAAGUAGUAUUAUAUUUUAUUGUGUUCAUUAUUUAAGUACAUAUUUUUAUUUAUUAAGUCAAUGUUUUUCAAAGACUCAUCACAGUGGAAUAUUCGAUUUAAAAUAAACAUGAAUAUAUUUGUAGAACAAAACAAUUUUAAUUGGACAACAAAAUUACGUGAAAGUAAAGUAUUUGUGAUAAUGUUACGUUAUUUAGCUACAAAAUAAAUAUGAAUAAAACAUCUUACUGGAAUAAUAAAUAAACUGAGAUUACUAAGUUUGUAUUGCUCAAUAUAUCAAUUCGUAUUUUGGUGCUUAUUAACACUGGUGAUUGUAAAUAAAACGUGUAAAUUAUGCUAAAUAAACGUAAGUAAACAUUCCCUAAGUAAUAUCUUGUAAAAUUAUUAUUAAAGCAAACAGUUAAAAAGACUGCUACUUUCUAGAUAUGUUUAAAGGUUACAUUUUCCUUUGUAUUGUACGGUAUUAACGCAUGACGCGUGAUAAUGACAAUGUGAAUAACAAUUAACAUACAUCAGUAUUUCGGCAUGAACUUAAAAUUAAUUGAACACACUG